Molecule: messenger RNA, 818 nt
Organism: Closterium sp. NIES-65
Lineage: Eukaryota; Viridiplantae; Streptophyta; Zygnematophyceae; Desmidiales; Closteriaceae
Source: the annotation of a GenBank genome assembly
AUGGCAGAACCGGGAGAACUUGAUUGGAUGGAAAUCACUCGUGCUCUGACUGAACUGACACCAUUGACAGGGAAGAAACAGGGGGCAGGGAAACAGGAUGCACAAGGAGGGGUGGAAAGACAGGAGGAGGGAAAGAUGAAGACCGUGGGGAAGCAGACCGUGGGGAAGCAGACCGUGGGGAAGCAGACCGUGGGGAAGCAGACCGUGGGGAAGCAGACCGUGGGGAAGCAGACCGUGGGGAAGCAGACCGUGGGGAAGCAGACCGUGGGGAAGCAGACCGUGGGGAAGCAGACCGUGGGGAAGCAGACCGUGGGGAAGCAGACCGUGGGGAAGCAGACCGUGGGGAAGCAGACCGUGGGGAAGCAGACCGUGGGGAAGCAGACAGGCCGUGGGGAAGCAGGCCGUGGGGAAGCAGACCGUGGGGAAGCAGACCGUGGGGAAGCAGACCGUGGGGAAGCAGACCGUGGGGAAGCAGACCGUGGGGAAGCAGAUCGUGGGGAAGCAGACUGUGGGGAAGCAGACCGUGGGGAAGCAGACCGCACCUUGGGCGGCACGGUUCGUCUUAUCUUUCAGCCAGCAGAGGAAGGGGGGGCAGGGGGAAAGCGGAUGGUGGAUGGGGGGGCUCUCAAGGGCGCGUCUGCUGCCUUCGCGCUGCACGUAUCACCCAAGAUCCCAGCAGGCUAUGUGGGCAGUCGGCCCGGGAUGCUGCUAGCAGGGUCGGGGCGUUUCAACGCCACAGUGUGGGGCAAAGGGGGCCAUGCGGCCAUGCCUCAGUUCGCAGCAGACCCGAUCCUCGCUGCUGCUCACAUCGUGUCCAG